Molecule: messenger RNA, 1662 nt
Organism: Macrosteles quadrilineatus (aster leafhopper)
Lineage: Eukaryota; Metazoa; Arthropoda; Insecta; Hemiptera; Cicadellidae
Exons: 1
Coding region: 1-1662 (553 amino acids)
Source: RefSeq, a predicted model, not a curated record
AUGACAACUCUGCCGGAACUUCAUGAUUUCAAAAACAAAUUAAAUAAGUGUGAUGUAUCAGAAUCAGAUUAUGAGCAUGCUCAAAAGGUUUGGAAUGAGUUCAACAUCAAAGAUAUGAGAGAGUACACAUUGUUUUACAACAAGAUUGACGUCCUCCAGUUGGCAGACGUUAUGGACAACUUCAGGCACGUUUGCCUUCAAACAUAUAGUCUCGACCCAGCGUGGUACUUCACAGCUCCCGGAUUAGCCUGGUCGGCGAUGCUGAAACUCACUGAUGUAGAGCUCCAGUUACUAACCGACCUCGAUAUGAUUCUAAUGGUUGAAAAAGGAAUUCGUGGAGGUGUUUCGCAGUGUUGCUUGAGACAAGCUCGAGCCAACAACAAGUAUAUGAGUCAAGGCUUCGAUGAGAACAAAGAACCUAGCUACCUGGUGUACUUAGAUGCGAAUAACCUAUAUGCUUGGGCUAUGUCACAGGCAAUGCCAUUCGGUGACUUUAGAUGGCGAAAAGAUACUGAAAUAAAUGUUUUAGACAUCAGUGAUGACGCAGCCACCGGCUACAUUCUCGAAGUUGACCUCGAGUAUCCCGAAGAAAUUCAUGACCACCAUGCAGACUUUCCACUCGCACCUCACCACAUGAUUCCACCUGGGUCAAAAAUAUCCAAACUGGUCACCACUUUGUACGACCGAUCUAGAUACGUUGUACACUACAGAAAUUUAAAACAGUAUCUCAACCUCGGAAUGAAACUAAAAAAUAUACAUCGGGUUCUUGAGUUUUCUCAAAAACCGUGGAUGAAACCAUACAUCGAUUUAAACACUAACAUGAGGACCAAGGCAAAAAAUAAAUUCGAAAUUGACUUCUACAAGCUUAUGAAUAACGCGGUAUUUGGGAAAACUAUGGAAAACCUUCGGAAUAGAGUGGACGUUCGUCUGGUAACCGACGAACGACAGGCGGAUAAAUUCAUUGCCAAACCUACAUUCAAGAGUAGGAAAAUAUUUACGGACCAUCUUGCAGCUGUGCACAUGACCAAAACAUCACUUCUUUUCAACAAACCGAUUUACGUGGGGGCGGCUAUUCUAGAUGUGUCGAAAACCCUUAUAUACCGUUUCCACUAUCAAGUGAUGAAGAGCAGAUAUGGUGAUCGGGUCAUACUCGCCUAUACUGAUACCGACUCACUGAUUUACAUCAUAUAUACAGAAGACUGGUACAUGGACAUGAAAGAAAUGAUUGACGAGUUCGACACGAGUGCAUAUCAAAGUGCCAACCCUUUUGGUAUGCCACGAGUAAACAAAAAGGUUCUCGGAAAAAUGAAAGAUGAGCUGGAAGGUCUGAUCAUGGUUGAAUACGUUGGUCUGAAGUCAAAAAUGUAUGCCACUGACGUAGAGGAAGGUUUGAAUUGUAUAAAAACAUCUAAAAAGGCUAAAGGAAUCAAGAAAUCAGUGGUGGAAAAUGAAAUCACAAUAGAUGACUAUCGCAGAUGUUUGAAGACUCUCGAAGAUGUGUACAGACAAAUCAACAGCAUCCGAAGCCACCUGCACGAUGUUUAUAGUAUGACACAAUUCAAGAAAUCACUUUCGCCAAAGGACGACAAACGGUGUGUUCUUCGAGAUGGAAUAAAGACGCUACCCUGGGGACAUAGAAGAAUUCCUACUGAAUGUACAUAA